AUGGGCUAUUUUUCCUGCAAUGCCGACUCCGCCAUCGCCACUUGCGGCACUUACGAGCUUCUGACUAAGAAGACCCGAAAGGCCGCCUACCAAAGGCCCGUCAAGAUCAUCGAAUUCGACUUCUCAGAACUUCACGCCGCCACCGAUGGCUUCUCGCCUGAUAACCUCCUCGGCAAAGGUAGCCACGGCUCCGUGUACAAGGCUCGUCUCCGCCCGAAAAAUCGUGUGGCCGCCGUCAAACGGACGAAGCCAAACGACGCCUCUGUGGCCGCCGCGGAAAACGAGGUGGGGAUUCUGUCUGCAAUUCAGCAUCAUCCCCGCCUCGUGAACCUGAUCGGGUUCGGGUACGAACCCGAACCCGACCGACGCAAACUGCUCGUGGUCGAGUACAUGCCGGGCGGGUCCCUCUACGACUUGCUCCACGGUUCCGGGAGGAAACCGCUCGGGUGGGUCGACCGGGCCCGGUUUGCGGUCCAGGUCGCCCGGGCGGUUUGUUUUUUGCACGGGUCGGACCCGCCGAUCAUCCACCGCGACAUUAAGUCGUUGAACGUGUUGAUCGACGGCGGAUCCAACUGUCGUGUCAGCGACUUCGGGCUGGCACUGCGGGUCGGGCCGAAUCGGGCCCGGCCAGCAGGGACGCUCGGAUAUCUCGACCCGGGGUACGUCUACUCGGGUGACGUCAGCACUAAGUCUGACGUGUUUAGCUUCGGGGUAUUGUUGCUCGAGCUGAUAACGGGCCGGAGCCCGAUAGACGUAGGCCAUAGCCCGCCGUCGGUGGUCGAGUGGGCGGUGCCGGCGGUGAGGACCGGCGAGUUCGGGUCGAUCUGCGACCCGAGGGUCGGGCCGCCGGAGGAAGGCGGCGCCGCCGCCCUCCGGCGGAUGGCGGUGCUGGCAGCAAGGUGCGUGCGGCCGGAGGCGGGGAGGCGGCCGGAGAUGGAGGAGGUGGUGGAGUGCCUGAGUGGGGUGUACGAGGGGAUGAGGCGGCGGGCGGGGUCGUGCGGCGGGAUGCGGAGGCGCGUGGGGUCACGCGCCGGGAGGUACGAGCAGAUGGACGAUAGCGGGGAGCUGGUGAAGGGCAGGAGCAAAAGGAAGGGGAAAGUGUCCAGUGCGGCGAGUGCAGGGGAAGCGAGUGGGUCAAGGUCAACGGGGGGAGGCGGUGAGAUAAAAUCGCCGCCGACGGAUUCAGUUAUCCGUGAUGAGAUUAAAUGGAAGGUGGGAUCGAGUGUGAGAACGGCCACGGUGAGGCUGAGAAAGUCAAGGUCGAUGGUGAUUUUCCAGAGUAGUAACAAAUGGUCGGUCAACGAUAGUGGGGCCGCGGUUGUGAGGAGUCGCACGUGCGCCAGGAAAUUGGAGGUUUGCAAAUUAUUGGUGGAUUAG
This is a messenger RNA of Striga asiatica, 1377 nucleotides long. The record is from the annotation of a GenBank genome assembly. NCBI's taxonomy places the organism in Eukaryota, Viridiplantae, Streptophyta, Magnoliopsida, Lamiales, Orobanchaceae.